Messenger RNA from Thlaspi arvense, 1218 nucleotides. Lineage: Eukaryota; Viridiplantae; Streptophyta; Magnoliopsida; Brassicales; Brassicaceae. The record is from the annotation of a GenBank genome assembly.
AUGAGGCUUAGGAGCGAUGUGGGUCCGGACGAACCCGGUUCGAGCGGGUUUCACGGCGGAAUCCGGCAAUUCCCGCUCGCAGCUCAGCCGGAGAUUAUGAGAGCAGCCGAGAAAGACGACCAGUACGCUUCUUUCAUCCACGAAGCGUGCCGCGAUGCCUUCAGACACCUAUUUGGUACAAGAGUCGCUCUAGCUUACCAGAAAGAGAUGAAACUUCUUGGGCAAAUACUUUACUUUGUUCUGACCACAGGAUCAGGGCAACAAACUUUAGGAGAGGAAUAUUGUGACAUUAUACAGGUUGCAGGACCUUAUGGGCUCUCUCCUACACCAGCUAGACGUGCUUUGUUCAUAUUGUAUCAGUCUGCAGUUCCAUAUAUCGCAGAGAGAAUUAGCUCUAGAGCUGCGACACGAGCGGUUACCUUUGAUGAGUCUGAGUCUGAUGAGAUUUUCGGUGAUAGUCAUAUCCAGUCACCAAGAACGAUUGAUCUUGCAUCAUCACCUCAAGUGGAAACUUCAGCUUCUGCUGUAUCUAGGUUAAAAGAUAGAGUUAAGAGAUUGUGGCACCGAGCUACUCGGAGAUGGCCUGUGGUCCUCCCUGUUGCCCGUGAAGUCUUACAAUUGGUUCUCCGUGCCAAUCUGAUGCUCUUCUACUUCGAAGGUCUGUAUUAUCAUAUAUCGAAACGAGCAUCCGGGGUUCGUUAUGUUUUCAUAGGAAAGCAACUGAAUCAUAGACCUAGAUACCAAAUUCUCGGGGUUUUCCUUCUAAUCCAGUUGUGCAUCCUUGCUGCCGAGGGCUUGCGUCGGAGUAAUUUGUCAUCUAUCACAAGCUCAGUUCAACAGGCGUCUACAGGAUCUUAUCAAACUUCUGGAGGAAGAGGGUUACCUGUUUUAAACGAAGACGGAAACUUGAUAACAUCAGAAGCUGAAAAGGGAAACUGGUCCACUUCCGAUUUAACUUCAAAUUUGGAGGCUGUAGGGAAAUGCACUCUCUGCUUAAGCAACCGUCAAUACCCGACAGCCACUCCUUGCGGUCAUGUAUUUUGUUGCUCAAAAUGGAUCAACAAGGACACAACACUACAGAAAGGCGAAGCAGCUACUACGAUGAAAAGCAAAGAAACAAGGCCAAGGAGCUCCCCCACACAAGGUGACAACUUCGGACAUUACAUCUUGUACACGAGUGGAAUCUGUUACAGACUUCAUUGUCGAUCCUAUGCCUAG